AGAAGAAAGAUAUACUUCAGUAGCCAUUUUCCCCCUUCUAUGCUUGUCAAAAUCAAAUGGGGUUGGGCUUAUUACAUCUACAUUCCCAUCAAAAUCACUCACAGACCCAUAAUAAACAGAUUCUUGCUGCAACUUUGCAGCAAAGGGACAAGAAGAAGAAGAAUCUGCAAUGGCCAAGGAAGUUUAUAGUCGAUCAUGGCUGGCUGGUUUGGUUUUAUUUUAACAGGAAAACAGAGAUGAAUUGAAAAGAGCAAAAUUCUAAUAGUUGGGUCGAUUUCAAGUCAGCACAAAAGUCAAGGCUUGUUUGGAAUAAAGCAGCACAAAGGGAAUUAUUCCCCCAUUGACACUCGAGAGAGAGAAGAAAAAUCUCAGUCUUAGGCGUUUCAGAGAAAGAAUGCGCCACAUGCCUUUCCCUUUUGCUCUGUUUUCGGCUCUGGGUUCUGUUUCGAGUUAAUGGAGCUCUUGAAUCCUCCAUAUCCUCCUCAUUUCUCUCCUUCUCUAAACGCCCUUCAUGACUUUUAUUCCUCUUCCACUUUGCUUCCUCCGAUGCUGAACCCUCGUUUGCGUGGUGUUGUCGAAGAAGCUUCUGGCGGCGACGGUGGUGAUUUUGUUUAUGUGGCUGUUGGGAAAUCAGUUGAGAAGUCUACGAGUUUGCUUCGGUGGACUUUCCGUUGUUUUCGUGAUAAAGAAAUUCGGCUCCUCCAUGUUCAUCAGCUUUCUUCUGUCAUACCCACGCUACUCGGGAAACUACCUGCAAGCCAGGCGAAUACGGAUGUGGUGGCUGCAUAUAGGAAGAAGGAGUGGGAACAAACAUCUCAGCUUCUUGAAAAUUACUUGCGUUUCUGCCAUAGAGCCAAGGUCAAAGCCGGUAUUGUUAUAAUGGAAGCUGAACAAGUUCAGAUAGGGAUUGUAGAUUUGGUUAACAAAUACAGAGUUAGGAAGCUUAUCAUGGGGACUAUGGCUGAUAGUUGUGUGAGAAUGAAAGUAAAGAAGAGCUCUAGUAAAGCAGAUUAUGCUGCUAGAAAUAUCCCUUUGCCAUGUGAGAUAUGGUUUAUCAACAAAGGGAACCAUGUAUGGACCAGAGAAGCUGUUGAAGGCUCAUGUUCUGCUUCAUCAUUGGUGCUGCCCGAGCUGGGUAUCACAGAAAUUUUUCGGGCUCAGUCAUCUCUAGAUGAUAACAGCCACUCAUUCAACCAGCAAUGUUCUCAGUCUAGCUCUGCUAAUGGUAUAAUUGAAGGCUUCAAUUGCAUUGAUACGGAACCCCUUCAUGUAGAAGGUGUUAUGUUGAGUUCUUCGGAUAUGCAUAUACAUUUACCCCCUUUGCAGAUUUCUUCCAGUUCAGCAAGUACGAGCUCUGAUUCAGGAUAUUCAUCAGUUGAAGGGAGGGAGCCAUCAGGCUCUGAUUCAAAGGUUGAGGAAAGGGGUUUAAAUGGUGAACUUAAAGAUGCCAUUAGAGAAGCAGAGGCGUCAAGGAAUGAAGCAAUUGCGGUGCAUUUAAUAUGUAGAAAGAUGGAACAAGAAGCUGCAGAAUCCAUAAAGAAAUUCAAGGUCUUCAAAUGUGUCAAUGAACGUGAAAUUGAUCGUAGGAGAGAGACUGAGGAAGUGCUGAGGACUAUUAUGGAAAAGAAGAAAACUCUCUCAGAAGAAAGAACUGAAAUACGUGAGGAGCUAGAGAGGACCAUAAAAACUCUUGCUUUUCUUGACAGUCAGGUUCGGGAAGUAAAUCAAAAGGAUGAAGAGGCCACUGCUGAACUCAAAAAUAUACAAGCAUCAAUUGCAGCUCUCAAGAAGGAAAAGCAGGCAAUACAAAGCCAAAAGAUGAAUGCUCUGAAUUGGCUGUCCCAAUGGAAAAGUCAGGAGGCUGCAUUGGAAAAUUACAACGGAUCAAUGGGAUUUGUGGAGAACCAAACUCAGCUGACUGAAUUUACAUUCUUGGAACUACAGAUGGCCACAUGUGAUUUUUCUGAAAGCUUCAAGAUUGCUCAGGGAGGAUAUGGUUGUCUUUACAAGGGUGAAAUGUUGGGUAUGACAGUUGCCAUAAGGAAGUUGCAUCCACAUUAUAUAAUAGGCCCGGCCGAGUUUCGAGAAGAGGUUGAAGUAUUGGGUAAACUGCAGCACCCUCAUUUAGUGACUUUGCUUGGUGUAUGCACAGAAGCCUGGUCCCUGGUAUAUGAGUACUUACCCCAUGGGAACCUCCAAAGUCACCUUUUUCGAAAAGGCAACACUCCUCCAUUGACAUGGAAGACUCGGGCACGAAUAAUUGCCGAAAUCGGAAGUGCCCUUUGCUUCUUGCAUUCUUCAAAGCCUGAAAAGAUUGUCCAUGGGAAUCUGAAGCCUGAAAACAUCCUUUUAGAUUCUGAAUUCAUCUCCAAGAUCUGUGAUUUUGGUAUUUAUAGGAUGGUAUCUGAAGAAACACUAUACUGCCCAAGUUUUAGGCAGAGCACUGAACCAAAGGGUGCCUUUUCACAUACAGAUCCAGAGUGUCAACGAGAUGGAGUUCUGACUCCCAAGUCUGACAUUUACUCCUUUGGGCUGAUCAUUUUGCAGUUGCUCACUGGAAAGCCAAUAGUUGGAUUAGUAAGUGAGCUGCGUAAGGCCAUUUCAUUUGGUCAACUCAAGUCGGUUUUAGACUUGUCUGCUGGAGAGUGGCCUAUAGAUGUUGCAAGGAGGUUAAUAGACAUUGGUCUACAAUGUUGUGAACUGAAGGGCAGUGAUCGACCUGACCUGACACCUACUCUUGUGAGAGAAUUAAAACAACUGCAAAUCUCUGAAGAGAGGCCUGUGCCAUCUUAUUUCUUGUGCCCCAUUCUUCAGGAGAUCAUGCAAGAUCCUCAAGUGGCCGCAGAUGGCUUUUCUUACGAGGGAGAAGCAAUACGUGAAUGGUUAAACAAUGGUAGAGAAACUUCUCCGAUGACGAAUUUGAAACUCAGUCACCCGCAUCUCACUCCAAAUCAUGUUGUGCGUCUCGCCAUUCAAGAUUGGCUUUGCAGAGUUUGAAAUUUUCAUUUAUCUAACAAUUAUGAUCUAAUUGUCGUAUAAUAUGUUGUUAAUAUUAGUAUCACGUGUCUAAUAUUCCAAAGCUAGCCUUCUUCAAUGUAGAUACUUGAAAUUUUUCAGAAAUAAAAAUAUAUCAUUGCUCUA
Messenger RNA from Benincasa hispida (wax gourd), 3141 nucleotides. Its product is annotated as U-box domain-containing protein 33-like. Lineage: Eukaryota; Viridiplantae; Streptophyta; Magnoliopsida; Cucurbitales; Cucurbitaceae. Gene Ontology annotation, molecular function: ATP binding; protein kinase activity; ubiquitin-protein transferase activity. Gene Ontology annotation, biological process: protein ubiquitination; protein phosphorylation. The record is from RefSeq and is a predicted model, not a curated record.